Molecule: messenger RNA, 1813 nt
Organism: Penaeus vannamei (Pacific white shrimp)
Lineage: Eukaryota; Metazoa; Arthropoda; Malacostraca; Decapoda; Penaeidae
Source: RefSeq, a predicted model, not a curated record
UAGGAAACCCAAGCUAUUAAUUAAAAACACGUAUUGUUUGCUUUCAUCCCUCGGCGGCUGCGGUGACGGUGUGUUGCUUAUGUCGGCCGCAAAUACACAACAUUGGGCUGAGGAGGCGAUUCAGGCGAAGACCCCCACGGGCUGAAUGUCACAUAUGUGUCACGGAUAGCGGCGGUGUUUUCUCUCUGUCAAAUUUGGGAUUUACGCCACAGUGAAGCAAUCCCCGAGAGGAAUUCGUCUGCUGUAAAGAUAGAUCGACAUUGGAGAAGGUCAAGGCGAGAGAGCCGAGAUAAGUGCUUGUGAAAGAGGAGGAGCUGGAAUAGCGAAGGAAAGGGGGAGAUUUAACAGAAAAUAAAGGAAGGGAAAGAAGAAGAUAAGAUAGGAAAAUAAGAGAAAGAGCGUCAGACAAAAUAAACAUCGUGAUUAAAGACCCGAGUUUCUUACGCCACUGCCCGCAAUCUGAGUUUUCUUCACUGGUUGGACUUGAAGAGAGUGUAAUGCCUAUCUUGGUUCUGGCUACAAGGCUUAGCACUCCAGAGUAUCUUCAUAGGCCUAUGUUUGUGAUCAGCCAAGCUUUCGAAAGAACAAUAUUACCACCAUUACCAUUAUUAGUGUGUAAAUGAGCACCUACAUAUAAGUGAAUCUUGGUGGUUUGUGUAUUUUUUUUCAUGUAUAUCUGAAUCCUUGCCAGAGACAAACUGAUUAGAGUACAAAAUUUAGUGCAAAUCAGUUCUUAGAUAUUUGAGAACAGAGAACAAAAUUCAAGAUGGCUGAGAACAAGAACCAGGUGUCAUUACCCCAGUCACCAAACACAGACAUGACAGAGGUGAUAUUACCAGAAACUCCCCGAGAAAACUUUGUACUCUUGAAGAAUAUGCUAAUUAGCCCAGACAAUGAAGUGUUUGAUCAACUAAGGCUGCAUUUGCAAGAGAAAAUCUGCGAUGGAAACGGGGAAACACUUUUUGAUGUUGGGGUUGGGGCAGAUGACUCCGUGAGUGGCCUAGCGGAGGAGGAGUAUGAGGCCUCAGUGGCCACCCUCAAGUCCCUGGCCGACACCUUGGACGCUGACUGUGUCCUCCUGCGAGAAAAGAAGAACAAAACUGGCACUCAGGGACAAUAUCUGGUCAGAAAGAAGGCAGAUGCUGAGGAUUUCAUGGAAGUCAGAGUGGCUGUAGUUGGCAAUGUAGAUGCAGGAAAAUCAACCCUGUUAGGUGUAUUAACCCACGGAGAGUUAGAUAAUGGCAGAGGAACAGCACGUAUGAAACUGUUUCGACACAAACAUGAGAUGGAAACAGGUCGAACUUCAUCAGUGGGGAAUGAUAUUCUUGGCUUUGACAGUCAAGGAAAGGUUGUCAAUAAGCCUGACCAUGGUCACUUAGACUGGGUAAAGAUUUGUGAAGCAUCAAGCAAAGUGAUAACUUUCAUUGAUUUAGCUGGUCAUGAACGCUAUCUCAAGACAACAGUAUUUGGUAUGACUGGCCACUUGCCAGACUUCACAAUGUUGAUGGUGAGUAGAGAUCCUCACCGGGCCCUACCAUCUCCGACCUUCCCGUUGGUUGCCGCAGCACAGGAGCCCUUCAGAUCAUUAUGCCAUAUUCAGCAGGAUUACCCUGAAGGCCACUCGUGCAUUGGCAAGACACAUCUAGAGCUGGAACAAGGGCUGCCUGAAAGGUUUUUGCAGUGUCCUAGAAAACGUUGUGUGGGAUUCAUUUCUCACAGACUCUCACACUCACUGAAACAGCAAGAGCGCUUUAUACUUCACAAAUCAGACAAAGUUUGGUUUGGGCACAUGAAGACUUCCAGCCUUCCAUAA